Messenger RNA from Mugil cephalus (flathead mullet), 1358 nucleotides. Its product is annotated as transmembrane protein 47-like. Gene Ontology annotation, cellular component: cell-cell junction; membrane. Gene Ontology annotation, biological process: cell-cell adhesion. NCBI's taxonomy places the organism in Eukaryota, Metazoa, Chordata, Actinopteri, Mugiliformes, Mugilidae. The coding region runs from base 128 to 667 and encodes 179 amino acids. The record is from RefSeq and is a predicted model, not a curated record. The transcript is spliced from 3 exons.
UUUCCCGGCAGCUGCACGCGGACAAAGCCGUGGGGGCUGUGGAGGGGAAGAACGCCCACGGACCUCCAGCCAGCUGGUCAGACCGUGCCUGAGCUCUGAGCGCUGCCGUGUAGCGUGUGAUGAGAAGAUGUCCGUGGAGGAGGUGUACGUGUUCCGGCCCUUCAAGCUGAUCGCUCUGCUCUGCGUCUUUCUGGCGCUGUGUCUGGACGUGGUGGCUCUGCUGAGUCCCGCCUGGGUCACAGCGGAGCACUUCUCCCUGUCUCUCUGGGAGUCCUGCUCCCAGUCCGCAACUCGCCACCCGACAGAGGAGGCUCAAUGGAGCUGCUUCUCCACCCUCACAUCUGACUGGCAGAUUGCCACCUUGGUGCUGCUGGGCGUCGGCGCGGUCGCCACUCUGGUGGCCUUUCUGGUGGCCCUCAUCUCCCUCUGCAGGGGCACGCAGAGACAACACUACCGAACCGUGGCCGUGUUCCUCUUCACUGCAGUGGUUCUGCAGGCCUGCGCUCUGGUCCUCUACCCGAUCAAGUUCAUCGAUGGAACGGUCCUGCAGACCUAUCACGAGUUCAACUGGGGCUACGGGCUCGGCUGGGGAGCCACCAUCUUCAUGUUGGGCGGAGGGAUCCUGUUCUGCCUGCGGACGGACAUAUACGAAGACGCCAUGUACUAAAUUCUUUGACAGUCGCUGCUGCUGGAAGUACACACGUAAACACACAGAGACUUUUCUUCACUCUGCACACAGCCUAUCUGAGCACAGACCCUAUCUCUCAGUUUCUCCUGCUCGCCCCGUUAUUUUUAGGCAGGUUGUAAAGGCCUAAUUUAGGCCAGAGCUGUAUGAAUAGAAUGCCCCCUUCCACACUCCACCCCUACCCUACUGCCGUGCAGCCAACGGGACCCUCAGCUCUGCCGGUAUUGAGGGCGAGGCGGCAAAGCUAAAGCACAGAGAGUUUUCUGGACAUGCGCCGAUGCUGGACGUUUCCACUGCACGUUGACCUGGAUCUCUAUUGUUAGAGAGAAACAGGUCCUCAGCACAGACCUGUAUGUGCAGUGGCUGAAUAUUUAGCAAGACUGGCUUAUCACCACAUUUAAUUUUUUUUUAUCAUUUUUGUAGCUUUUCAUGGGGAUAAGCUUGUUGUUAAUGUAUUUAUGGUAUCGUUUUACACUCUAUUAAUAUUGAAAACCUGAACUUCUCCCUCCAUUUUAGCUGAAACACACAGUGUAAAAUUGUCAGCUCUGAUAGAUCCUAUGGAGUGUUUGUAGUUUGUAUGUUUGAAUCACACUAGUUGGUUUCAGAAUUGUAAAUGUGUACAAAGUAUUUCUACAUGAAGGAGAAUUCAGAAUAAAUAACUGUAGUUUUGGGA